This is a messenger RNA of Sphenostylis stenocarpa, 1884 nucleotides long. The record is from the annotation of a GenBank genome assembly. Lineage: Eukaryota; Viridiplantae; Streptophyta; Magnoliopsida; Fabales; Fabaceae.
AUGGGAGUUGUCACUGUUGGAGAAUUAAAGCCAAGCAUCUCUGGGAAGAGGACAUUUCGUCCUAGUUCAAGCAUAAGGCAUGCCACUGAAUGGCCGAUAUCUGAUGUCUCUAGUGAUCUUACCAUUGAAGUAGGAGCUUCAAGCUUUGCACUUCACAAGUUUCCUCUUGUUUCUAGGAGUGGAAGGAUUCGGAAAAUGCUGUUAGAAGCAAAAGAUUCAAAAUUUUCACGGAUAAGUCUCCAAAACGUGCCAGGUGGUGCAGAGGCAUUUGAGCUGGCUGCCAAAUUCUGUUAUGGAAUCAAUGUUGAGUUCACCCUCUCCAAUGUGGCCAUGCUAAAAUGUGUAGCUCAUUUUCUAGAAAUGACAGAAGAGUUUUCAGAGAAAAACUUGGAGACACGAGCUGAAGCAUAUCUAAAGGAAACGGUGCUCCCAAAUAUAUCAAACACAAUAUCAGUUCUUCACCGUUGUGAAACUCUUGUCCCUACUUCAGAAGAGAUUAGCCUUGUCAGCAGACUAAUCAAUGCAAUUGCAAACAACGCAUGCAAAGAACAGCUCACCACUGGUUUGCAAAAGCUGGACCGCAACUUCCCUUCUAAAACCACCACAAGCAUAGAACCCGAAACACCCUCAGAAUGGUGGGGGAAAUCUCUCAAUGUUCUUAGUCUUGAUUUCUUUCAACGAGUUUUGUCUGCGGUGAAGUCAAAGGGACUAAAACAAGACGUGAUCAGCAAAAUUUUGAUAAACUAUGCACAUAAUUCACUUCAGGGGAUUGUUAGGGACCACCAUGCAGUGAAAGGAUGUUUUCCGGACAUAGAAUUGCAGAAGAAGCAAAGAAUCAUUGUUGAAGCCAUUGCUGGCUUACUACCAACUCAAUCAAGGAAAAGCCCGGUUCCAAUGGCAUUUCUCUCUAGUUUGUUGAAAGCUGCAAUAGCUGCAUCAGCAUCCACUUCUUGCAGAUCUGAUUUGGAGAGAAGGAUUGGUCUACAACUUGACCAGGCAAUUCUGGAAGACAUCCUAAUCCCAACAAAUUCACAUCAAAAUACCCAUGGCACUAUUUAUGACACAGAUUCAAUUUUAAGGAUUUUUUCCAAUUUUUUGAACUUAGAUGAGGAUGAUGAAGAGGAUAAUAGUCACUUGAGAGAUGAAAGUGAAAUGGUUUAUGACUUUGACAGCCCCGGAUCCCCAAAACAAAGCUCAAUUCUGAAGGUAUCCAAAUUGAUGGACAACUAUCUUGCUGAAGUAGCACUAGAUCCAAACUUGUUGCCAUCGAAGUUCAUUUCCCUUGCUGAACUACUUCCAGAUCAUGCACGUAUUGUCAGUGAUGGACUCUAUAGAGCUGUUGAUAUCUUCCUUAAGGUUCAUCCAAACAUGAAGGACUCGGAGAGAUACCGCCUGUGCAAAACCAUUGAUUGUCAGAAACUGUCUCAAGAAGCGUGCAGCCAUGCAGCACAAAAUGAAAGGCUACCAGUGCAGACGGCAGUGCAGGUUCUAUACUUCGAGCAAAUCAGGCUUCGCAAUGCAAUGAAUGGAGGGCACAAUCAAUUUUUCUUUGGAGGACUAAAUGGUCAAUUCCCUCAACGUUCGGGAAGUGGUGCAGGAAGUGGAGCCAUUUCCCCUAGAGACAACUAUGCAUCAGUGAGAAGGGAGAACCGAGAGCUGAAGCUAGAAGUAGCAAGAAUGAGAAUGAGGCUCACUGACUUGGAGAAAGACCAUGUUAACAUGAAGCAGGAGCUAGUAAGGUCUCACCCUGCCAACAAGCUAUUCAAAUCACUCACCAAAAAACUAAGCAAGCUCAAUGCUCUAUUUCGGAUUAACAGUAUUAAGCCAAAUGGCUCUGAGAGUCGCUUCCCUUUCCCCAAGAGAAGGCGUCACUCAGUUUCAUGA